CAAAAACUGCAGGAUCUAUGAGUAUGAGUGUGAAUCUAUGCAUAUUUUGCUGGUGAAUCUAUUGUUGGAUUACGGAUUUGUUAAAGCCACCUGUCACACUCAGUGACAGGGUUGGAUUUGUACCUUCAUGUUUCAGGACAAGAUUGAUGAAAUGUUGUUAACAGAACUUCAGACGUACUCCUUGACACACAUGGCCAAUAUGCCAUUCUCUUCUGCUUCGUCAGGAGACAACUCUUUCUCCUUUAUCACCGAAAAGGGCGUUGAUAUUUUGCAGGCUGGGAUUGGUAGAACUGGGUUGUGGUGGUGGCUCACCUGUCUGCUGCUGGUCACAUCGCUGGGUGCUGUCUCGGCCGAUGAUGCGACCAAUCAGAUGUUCGGUGGGCGUACCGAUGGAAUGCCAGCUGCCUUUGGUGACUUUAAUUCUGAUGAACUGACGGACAUAUUUGUGAUUCGUAAUAAUGCUCGCACCUUGGAAAUUCUCUUUGGUCAAGAUAAAGAACCCUCGAUGGUCUCAUCAGGAAUAAAGUGCACGUUCAACAAGACUACAAUCACAAGCGUUGUUCCCGGUGAUUUCAAUGGAGAUGCGUUGAUGGACGUGUUGGUAACAUUGUUUGAUCCAUCACAGACGGAAUUCAAUCAAGUGGUAAUUCUGUGGGGUGAAAUGAACAAAAUAGUUUGUUCUGAAGAGCCAUUGUUCAGAAUGAGGGGUCAACCUUUGGCGAUCGAUUAUGAUAAGAAUAUGAUCAUUGACUUGUUUGGUGUGGAUGAGAACUAUAAUAGGUCGUUCUGGGUAUUCAGUCAGAACAAAACUAUGCCAAAGAAAUUCAGUAUGAAUAACAAUGAUGAGGAGUUCAAGGGUUCUAUAAGAAUUCCACAUUCUCACGCCUUCUUGGAUCUGAGUGGUGACGAUUUGGCAGAUCUCUACAUCACUACGGAGGAAAGCUUUGAGGUUUGGAAGGGAAAUGAAGAUAUUUCAAAGGGUUUCAAACCGUGGAAAAUUAUUCCACUACCUCCUGGCUUUAGUAAAAAUAAACAACAUGUAAUUGGGCAAACAAUAUUUCUUGACGUAGAAAUGGAAGGAAAACUGGACCAUCUUGUCCCAGUUUGCUUUGAUCUAAGCUGUAAGAACAGUAGCAUCUUAGUGUACAAGUAUUCGAACAAGACAUGGCACAAUCUACAGGUAAACUUUCACGAAGAAGGAACGGCCAAUCUCUGGAAGUUUGCGUAUAAUAGCGAUACAACCAAUUUCAACGAACGUUACACUGAGACGAUAACACUGAGAGCAGGGGACUUUAAUAUGGACGGAUAUCCUGAUCUGUUGGUUACUUUGGUGAAUGACGCACGUGGCACAGAGUUCAAAUCUUUCCUUUUGGAGAAUGUGCCAUGCAAAACCACUUGUUCCGAGUUCUCUCGCACAUUUGAGGUGCGAUGGAACACACUAAGCCCUUACAACAACAAUACAGUCUUGGGUGUUUUCUACGACUUCCUCCAAGAUGGUGUUCUGGACAUCAUCUUUGUUCACAACAAACCGACGUAUAAUGUUUCUGCGUACAGGAACACGAACAAUUACGACGCCAACUUUGUAAAAGUCAUGGUUGUGACAGGACUAACAAACACAGACCACCCGUUGGCUGUUGGUCCAUUAACAAAGUCAGCGGGAGUUUACGGAACCAAUCUUCCAGGACCCAAAGUCUUCUACGUCACGACUACUCAGGAAGGCGACCCCAGAUCGGCUGUGGCGACCCAGAUACCUCAGUCUGCCCAUUUCACGCUGAACCUUCCUUACACGAUCUUCGGUCUGGGUCGCACCCCGAACUUCAUAGACUCGCUGACAGUCCAGGUCUACGGGAAGUAUAGGCAAUGGACGCAGCUCAUCCCAAAUUCCCAGAUGGUUGUGAUUCCCUGGCCUGUUGAUGAAUCCAAUAACUGGAAGGUUCAGUUGUUUGUCACGCCAAGUAAGCUCAUCUUCCAAAGUGUCUUGGCACUCUUAGCUACCUGCGUCGUCAUUUUCUUCAUUAUCGCUGCUCUCUACUGGAAAGAACGAAAAGAAGACCAUUUAGAGAAGUUGCAGGAAGCACACAAGUUUCAUUUUGAUGCUAUGUAAGUUGUAUGUAUGUGAACAAUUGUAAAAAUCCAGUCUAUAGUUUUUCCCGUUGUAAUAAAACUAAGUCGUUAUUAUGUUAUGUAGAUUUUAAAAUUAACAUGUAUAUUUUUCAUUGUAAUUAAGUGUAUAUAGUUUAACUAUAAUAGGGAAAUAUAGAUAAAUCGAAAACUUCAAACACUGUACAAAAUAUGACACUGCUUGACCCCUUUCCCUAAACCCAACUUCGUUUUAAACUUCCUUUGUAGAUCAACUGGAAUUUCAGUUUUAAUAUUCAUAUAAAAUAUUUGUGAGGAUAUUUUUCGAUUGAAGUCUUGGUGUUUGAUAAUAGUUGUAUUACUUUUAUAUAAUCAGAUUGUAUUUGGAAGUUGACACUUUGUUUUUGUAGACUAAAGUAAUAUAAUUUUAAAAUUGAAACAAAAAUUGUUUGGAAGAAAGUUAAUUCCAUUACUUGGACAGAAAUUUGAACUACAAUUAAUUGUUCGUUGAUUAAAUCACCAGUAAAGCUUAAAAUAGGAAGAGAUACAUACUGAUAAUGUAAUAUAGCCAGUUGAAUAAUUAAUCUCAUUACUUUUUAUAGACAACAUAAACCACUGUGUGUGUUUUAUGUAAAGAUAUAUGCA
Homalodisca vitripennis (glassy-winged sharpshooter) is the source of this 2724-nucleotide messenger RNA. RefSeq names its product T-cell immunomodulatory protein. Gene Ontology annotation, cellular component: plasma membrane; transcription factor TFIIIC complex. Gene Ontology annotation, biological process: transcription initiation at RNA polymerase III promoter. Bases 128 to 2104 code for a protein of 658 amino acids. The transcript has 3 exons. The record is from RefSeq and is a predicted model, not a curated record. Gene Ontology annotation, molecular function: protein binding; histone acetyltransferase activity. Lineage: Eukaryota; Metazoa; Arthropoda; Insecta; Hemiptera; Cicadellidae.